AUGUCGCUCUGUGCUGUCUUCUGCAUCGCUGACAUACCCAGUCAUGUCCUCAACGCGUUCGUGGAACGUAGCGAACAAUUCCUCAGAGGAGAAUAUCCUUUUUUCCAUGACACAAGGGUCGAAGACCAUCUUGUAAUCCUCACAUCAACUGAGGACAUCCCCGACGAAGGCGCUCCCCUCCCCAUUCACUCAUUCAAGUCCCCUUUCCUCGACCAGACUGUGGAAGACAUCCGAGACUGGUUCGACCUCAACAUCACACAGGACGAAGACUUCGAAAUAGUUUACAUGCCAUACUGCUUCGUCGUGCUCGACGAGCGCAGCGUCACCGACGAAACAUGCCUCUUUGUCAGCACGGACGUCGAGGAUGCGCCGUUCAAGUCGAUCCGCUGCGACUUUUAUGUGGCGUACCAUGUCGCGAUUCAGUGUACCGAAACACAAACCAUCGAGGAAGAUUACAUAGGCUUCUUCCUAAGGAGUGGGAUGGUUAUGACCAGGGAGCUCAAGAAAUUGGCGUUGGACGGAGGGCUGUAUAUCGAAGGUGGGGAGGUGAAGGUGGAUCAGGAGUUUAAAGAUCUUAUGGAGGAAUAUUCAAUAUAG
Messenger RNA from Cyclocybe aegerita, 597 nucleotides. NCBI's taxonomy places the organism in Eukaryota, Fungi, Basidiomycota, Agaricomycetes, Agaricales, Hemipholiotaceae. The record is from the annotation of a GenBank genome assembly.